UUGAUGGCCGAGCCUCUGGGGCGGCGUUCCGCCCUCCCGUCCGCCCCGCUCUCCCGCUCCGUCCCCGCCGCUGCCCCCGCCGCGCGCGGAGCGGGGACACGAGCCAUGGAGGAGACGCCGCCCCCGGGCUGCAGCAAGCCGCACCUGGAGAAGCUGACCCUGGGGAUCACCCGCAUCCUAGAAUCUUCCCCAGGUGUGACAGAGGUGACUAUCAUAGAGAAACCACCUGCUGAACGUCAUAUGAUUUCUUCAUGGGAACAAAAAAAUAACUGCGUGCUACCUGAGGAUGUGAAGAAUUUUUACCUGAUGACCAAUGGCUUCCACAUGACAUGGAGUGUGAAGCUGGAUGAGCACACCAUUCCAUUGGGCAGCAUGGCGAUUAACAGCAUCGCAAAACUGACUCAACUCAACCAGUCUUCCGUGUAUUCACUCCCAAAUGCACCAACGCUGGCAGACCUGGAGGAUGAUGCACUUGAAGCCAGUGAGAACCAGCCAGAGAAGCCUCACUUUGAUUCUCGCAGUGUGAUAUUUGAGCUGGAUCCUUGCAAUGGGAAUGGGAAGGUUUGCCUUGUCUACAAAAGAGGGAAACCAGCGUUAGCACAAGACGCCGAGAUCUGGUUCCUGGACAGAGCGUUAUACUGGCAUUUCCUCACCGAUUCCUUCACUGCUUACUAUCGCCUGCUCAUCACGCACCUGGGCCUGCCGCAGUGGCAGUAUGCCUUCACCAGCUACGGCAUCAGCCCACAGGCCAAGCAGUGGUUCAACAUGUAUAAACCCAUCACCUACAACACAGACCUACUUGCAGAAGAGACCAACUGCUUCGUGAACAAGCUGGAUCCCAGCAGAGUGUUCAAGAGCAAGAACAAGACCUUAAUCCCCAAAAAGAAAGGGCCAGUCCAGCCUGCAGGCGGCCAGAAAGGGCCCCCGGGUCCUCCCUCCACCUCUAAAUCCUCUUCUAGCCCUGGAAUCCCUGUCCGGAAAUGAGCACCCCUACCUCCCCGCCAGCCCUACAGCAACGAUUUCCAUGCACAGAUGGCCCAAGCCCCAGAUUCUGUGAGUGGCACCAUAGGCCUCUUCCCAUCUGCGUGAGCCAAAUCCUAGGCCUUUUACUCCCGUUGGCAUUAGCCAGGAGUUCAAGGGCGUACUCAGGUCUCCCCUAGAGUCCUUUCCUCAGCCCUUGCCUCUGAAAGCUGUGGAGAGUUUCAGAACUUGUUUAAGUAGUUAAAUAGAGCUGCUAAGAGCUUCCUCUCUUUCCACCCCCAACCAUCUACACCCCUCAGCAGUGAUCAGAGAAAUCCCCCGAAGAAACCACUGAUUUUGACCCAUGAGGCAUUAGAACUGUGCUGUUCAGUUGGUAAUCACUAGCCACAGGUGGCUGUAUAAAUUAAAAACUCAGUUCGUCAAUUGCAUUAGCCACAUUGUGAGUAUUCAUGUGGCUAAUAGCUUCUGUAUUCAACAACAGAGAUAAUGGGACAUUUCCAUCAUCACAGAAAGUUCUGUUGGGCAGCACUGCAUUAGAAUAUUUUCAUGCUGCCCUUACUCAGAUCAGUUCAUUUUUGUUAGAGAAUGUGGAUACCUUAAUUUGAUGGGUCAUAAUGUUCCAUGGAAAUUCUUGAAGGUACAAUUGUGUAUGUUCUUUUUAUUUUUCAUAAUUCUCACUGGUCCUUUUCAGUUUCCUACAAAAUUUGUUGUUUCCAGUUUUGCAGUGUGAUGUUUUAUACAUUGCCAAAAUUAUCUUAGUUUUUUGUUUUUUUUUUUUUUUAAAGGACGUAAUUCUCUACUUGAACCAUUUAAAAACAAAAAACAAACUCCCAAGCAUUGUUUUACAGGACUCCGCAUAAAGAGUUCUUAUGAAACCACUGUUGACAAGAGCUUUCCACCUGCCCUGCCUACUCCCAGCUCUCAGCAAUUCAUGGAGUGGCAGAAAGGGACAAAGAGGGACCAAGCUAUCAAGGAUAACAGCUCAAGUUUAGUCUAUUAGAAGAAUUUUUCUGCCAGAACUGAUCAAAUGAAAGGGAGAGCCAACAGCACCAGAUCAGUGAGUCCAGCAUGUGGCUGCUGGUCCAAGACCAGUCAAAGGUAGAAGGGGAUUGAGCAGGCGGGUCACCGUCUACUACGCAAGCCAGCCUCUCGUGCUGAUGCAUCGCCUGAAUCCCUUUGGAGUCAGUCCUGGCCCUGUGCUAGUUUUCACAGGUACAGCCGCAGAGGAACCGGAGUGCAGCACUGCCCUUCAUAUCACUGGCAGUCCUCAAAAGGCUAUAGAAUAGAGAAGGAGGGGGCUCCGCAAAGGUAAGGAGAGCAGUGAAGAGCCGGGCUGGCUACCUGAGUGCAGGACCCGGUGCCAAACAAAGAUGGGGGGCCUCGUGUCCAAAAAUUAGGAAAAUAGUACCAUUAAAAGUACUAAAAUGUUCUCCCUUUCUUCCAUGGUCUCUCUCACAUCUUGUUGUGGGUUUUUACUUGCUACUUAGUGCUGUCCUAAGUAACGAAAAAUUUAAAUUCUAAAUCAUUAGCAUUAAUUUUAUUCCUCUUUAUAGUACACCAUUCCAGUUUUAAAUGCAACUAGAAGAGCAGAGAACUCAUGCAGAAUCACCAAAAUUAAACAAGUUACAUUUCAUAGCUUAUGUAUAUAUGUGGUAUAUAUAUGUAUUUUGUCCUUAUUAGGCAACACUGCAAAAAAAAAAAAACCUCGCUCAACUAUUAUUUCACUUCUUGAUACGUACACAUUCUAUCAACACUCUUGCAGCUUACUGAUGAGUAAGGAAGGGCUAAAAGAAAAACUAGGAGCUGCCCUAUGUUUUCUUUUUUCCUAAGUCGUCAUUUUCAGCAGAUGUGGGUGGCUAACGAAGGAAAAUGACACGAGUAAAAUAAAAACUUAAAAGUAACAUGAGUAGAAAAAAGAUAUGACUAGGUUCCGCGGUCAUUCGUGCUUCUUAGAAUGCCAUUACCUUCUUUUCGCAUUCAAAUCAAGUCUGGUUCAAAUAGAAAGCACGGCCUCUUGGGGCUCUCAGUGCCCCCACUUACUCAGUUGUAGGAAUAACUUGCUUAUGCUUGGAAUCUCUUCUCAACCGGGCCAUGGUGGGUCUGCUGGAAUUCUGUGCACGCUGGCACCACCAUGGUGCUAAGUGAAUGGGGGGGGGUGGGGAACAGCGGACACACUGCAUGGAUCUCCUCUGCUCCUGUGUGCCUGCCUUUGUCUUACCAGACUUCACUUACAAAACACAAGUUCAAAGACAAAAUUAAGAACUUCAGACAGUGACAGGAGAGCAUUCAACCACAUGUGAGGCCCACUAAGUGUGGGGCCCUCUGUGCCGACUCUGGCCGUGUGCCUGUGAAGCCGCCCCCAAGAAGGAAGAAGGGAGCUCUCCUGGUGAAAGACACAGACAACCUGUAAGCGGAGUGUGCUACGUGGGGAGAAAACUCACCCGUGAGAUUUAUGUUUCGAAACUAAAGCAAUUUAAAUGGCAAGAGGUUCUACUGUAAAUCAGCUGCCCAAGAAAAAGAGAACUAUGCUGGAAUCACAAAAUGAGAAUAAGUGGCAGAAUGCCUCACGAUGCACUGAUGUAGUUAAGAUUGUGCAUAAAGUGCCACAUCCUCAUGCUGCUUGAGUCCUAUAGCAGGGAAGUACCCAAGCCAAGGACAGGACUGAUGGGGGGCUACUUGCACAUAAUAACCCAUAGGAUCUAUCCCUUGAAGCUGUGCCUCCCCAAACUUGAACAUACAUCAGUGUCACUGGACUUGUGUGUAGAAAAUCAGAUACAUUUUCAAAUCCCACUCCAGACCCACUAAAUCAAAAUUGCAAGGAAAUAUCAGGACUCUUACUCAACUGUAAUUGUGACAAUAACGCUUACCAAAUCUGAAGCUUUCUACUUCGUGGGUCUAAGUGGUUGUGCUUUCACUGCAUGGAGAAGAACUCUAAAUCUGUUUUUCAUCUAGAAAAGCAUGUACGAUGAUUGGAACGGAAGGACCAAGGGACCCUGUGUGAAUAGUAUUUUUUAAACCUUUUAUUGUGGAGAAUUUUAAAUAUUUACAAAGAUAGGUAGAAUAAUGAACCCAUGGAUACAUCACCCAGUUUAAGCAGUUCUUAAGA
Neomonachus schauinslandi (Hawaiian monk seal) is the source of this 4087-nucleotide messenger RNA. It is a transcript of the gene TPGS2, whose product is annotated as tubulin polyglutamylase complex subunit 2. The coding region runs from base 4 to 984 and encodes 326 amino acids. Gene Ontology annotation, biological process: protein polyglutamylation. The transcript has 7 exons. Lineage: Eukaryota; Metazoa; Chordata; Mammalia; Carnivora; Phocidae. The record is from RefSeq and is a predicted model, not a curated record.